Molecule: messenger RNA, 453 nt
Organism: Pipistrellus nathusii (Nathusius's pipistrelle)
Lineage: Eukaryota; Metazoa; Chordata; Mammalia; Chiroptera; Vespertilionidae
Source: the annotation of a GenBank genome assembly
AUGCAGAGCAAUAAAACCUUUAACUUGGAGAAGCAAAACCAUGCUCCAAGAAAGCAUCAUCAGCAUCACCACCAGCAGCACCACCAGCAACAGCAGCAGCCACCGCCGUCAGCAGUACCUGCAAAUGGCCAACAAGCCAGCAGCCAAAAUGAAGGCUUGACUAUUGACCUGAAGAAUUUUAGGAAACCAGGAGAGAAGACCUUUACCCAACGUAGCCGGCUCUUUGUGGGCAAUCUUCCUCCUGACAUCACUGAGGAGGAAAUGAGGAAAUUAUUUGAGAAAUAUGGAAAGGCAGGCGAAGUCUUCAUUCAUGAGGAUAAGGGCUUUGGCUUUAUCCGCUUGGAAACACGAACCCUAGCAGAGAUUGCUAAAGUCGAGCGGGACAACAUGCCGCUCCGUGGAAAGCAGCUGCGUGUGCGCUUUGCCUGCCAUAGUGCAUCUCUUACAGUCUGA